AUGGUAGAUGGACUUGGGGGACCUGCAUAUGAUGCUACAGUCAGAGGUCACAUGUCCGAUAGCGAGGAUUGUGAUAGACUGAACUUAGAUGCACAGAGCCCUAAACCAAAGAGUGCUGGAUUCGCUACAUCCUUACCCCGUGGUUUCAAGCUAGCCCGCCCUCUCUCAAUUGACGAGAGUCGCUAUGUCAGGCGUGGUAGUCUUGGGGCAGCGAUGAUGGGACCGUUCCACCUGAGCGUAGGGAGUUCCACCGGCUAUCAGUCGAGUACGACCAAUGCUUUGAAUCUAGGAGGGGACUCUGGGAGUAAUCUUACCAGAAUGAGGCCUCUUCUUGGACAGUCGGCACCUUCACUGUCAGCCAGUCUGGGAAUGAAAAGAUAUUCGUUUCCCCCUUCCAAUCGUCAGAUGAGGAAGGAGAUGUCUUUGGUACGAAGAGGGAGAGCUCCCAGUUCCUACAUCGAAAGGGUUAAGACCAAACACUCACUCAUUUACAAACGCCUUUAG
Messenger RNA from Lytechinus pictus (painted urchin), 504 nucleotides. Its product is annotated as microtubule-associated serine/threonine-protein kinase 4-like. Lineage: Eukaryota; Metazoa; Echinodermata; Echinoidea; Temnopleuroida; Toxopneustidae. Bases 1 to 504 code for a protein of 167 amino acids. The transcript has 5 exons. The record is from RefSeq and is a predicted model, not a curated record.